AUGGGCAAGGGAAGAGUUUUGAUCAUAGCUGGUUCUGACAGCUCAGGCGGAGCGGGUCUGGAAGCAGAUCAGAAAGUGGUUGCGGCACAUGGCUGCUACGCCAUGACCGCUACCACGGCCUUGACUGCCCAGAACACUCUUGGAGUUGUUGAUAUCCAUCAGACUCCGCCCGAAUUUGUUCGGAAAUUGAUCGAUGCAUGCAUCAGUGACAUUGGCGUGGAUGUGGUCAAGACUGGCAUGUUAGCUUCUUCGAAGACCAUCGAAGUGGUGGCGAAUGCUCUUCAACACCACCAUGUGACCACUACAGUAGUUGACCCAGUCAUGGUAUCAACCAGUGGUUUUCAAUUGCUGCCUGAAGAUGCCGUUCGCGGACUGAGAGAGCAUCUCCUCCCAAUGACUACGAUCCUCACGCCAAAUGUCCCGGAAGCGACGCUGCUUCUUUCUAAUGCCGGCAAACCCGUUCGUGAGCCCGAGAAUGUCGAGGAUCUAAUAGACGUAGCCAAGGCUGUGCAGUCACUCGGUCCCAAGUAUGUUCUGGUGAAAGGGGGCCAUCUCCCGCUCAAGAGAGACGGCACUGUUUCAAGCACAGCUGCAGAGAGAGAGCUUGUGGUCGAUAUUCUUUACGGAGAAGGCCAAGUAACGAGAAUAGAGACAGGUUAUCAGGAAUCGAAGAAUACCCAUGGGACUGGAUGUUCGUUGGCAUCCGCGAUUGCAUCAAAUCUUGCGAAUGGGCUGGACAUGGUACAGGCUGUGAAGAUGGCGUGUAGAUACGUCGAGGCAGGUAUCAAGACUUCCUCGGAUCUAGGUCACGGAAAUGGCCCAAUUAACCAUUUCCACUCAACCUAUACCUUACCAUUCGCUCCGGGUCAUUUCCUUGAGUACGUACUGGAAAGGCAAGAUGUCCUCAAGAGUUGGCGGGGAUAUACCGAACACGAUUUCGUUGCUGGACUCGCUGAUGGGAGCUUGCCGGUACAGUCCUUCAAGAACUACCUCAUGCAAGAUUACCUAUUCUUGAUCCAAUUCUCGAGGGCAAAUGCCUUGGCUGCCUAUAAGGCAAAAACGAUAGAAGAUGCUGUUGCGGCUGCCAACAUUGUAGCUCACAUACAACACGAAAUGGGCUUGCAUAUCGAGUAUUGUAAGGGGUUCGGCGUGACCAAGGAGGAAAUGGAGGCCACGGAGGAGAGCCAGGUAUAUCGGCUGAUCGGGUGUAGAUAUGUUCUUGACAUCGGGCAGUCCCAGGACUGGUUUGCUCUGCAAGUCGCCCUCGCACCCUGUCUGAUCGGCUAUGGUGCAAUUGCCAAGCGGCUUCAUGCCGACCCGAAAACAAGACGAGACGGUAACCUAUAUUGGAAAUGGAUCGAGAAUUAUGUUGACGAUGAUUACGCUGAGGCGGUGCGAAUAGGAACGGCUUUACUGGAGAAACACGCAGUUUUGCAGUCUCCGAGCCGGAUAGAAGAAUUGGUGCAAAUAUUCAUUCACGCAACCAAGAACGUCAACAUGUCCUACGGCGGUGGCGGUUACGGUGGCUCGCGAGGCGGCAGUGGGUACGGCUCAUCUUAUAACUCCUACAACAGUCGCGAUAACUACUCCAGUGGCUACAAUCAUGGGUAUGACAACCUAAGACCUAGAUCUGGUGGUUAUUCAAAUGGCGGCGGCUAUGGAGGCUCGUCCAAUGUAAAUGGUUACAGCGGAGGAGGUGGUGGUGGUUACGGAGGUGGAGGAUACGGCGGCGGUGGUGGUGGCGACCGCAUGUCCAACCUCGGCGCCGGUCUUCAGAAACAGAACUGGGACCUCUCAAGCCUUCCAAAGUUCGAAAAGUCCUUCUAUAAGGAGGACCCUGUGGUCACCGCUCGCUCCGAAGCCGAUGUCGCAAAGUUCCGAGCUGAACACCAAAUGUCUGUCCAGGGUCGCGAUGUCCCACGUCCAGUUGAGACCUUCGAUGAAGCCGGUUUCCCCGCCUACGUUAUGAGCGAAGUCAAGGCACAAGGUUUCCCAGCACCCACUGCUAUCCAGUCUCAAGGUUGGCCCAUGGCUCUGUCUGGACGUGACGUUGUGGGUAUUGCCGAAACUGGUUCCGGAAAGACCUUGACCUACUGUCUUCCUGCUAUUGUCCACAUCAAUGCCCAACCUCUCCUUGCUCCAGGCGAUGGCCCCAUUGUCUUGAUCCUUGCCCCUACUCGAGAGUUGGCUGUACAGAUCCAGCAGGAAAUCAGCAAGUUUGGCAAGUCUUCGCGCAUCCGCAACACCUGUGUUUACGGUGGUGUUCCCAAGGGUGGUCAAAUUCGUGACCUCGCAAAGGGAGUGGAGGUCUGCAUUGCCACUCCAGGUCGUCUCAUUGAUAUGAUCGAAUCUGGAAAGACCAACCUUCGUCGUGUUACUUACCUCGUUCUUGACGAGGCCGAUCGCAUGUUGGACAUGGGUUUCGAGCCCCAAAUUCGUAAGAUCCUCGGCCAAAUCCGCCCGGACAGACAGACUUGCAUGUGGUCCGCUACAUGGCCAAAGGAAGUUCGCGCUCUUGCGUCCGAUUAUCUGCACGAUUUCAUUCAGGUCAACAUUGGUUCCAUGGAGCUGUCUGCUAACCACAGAAUUACUCAAAUCGUGGAGGUCGUUUCCGAGUUUGAGAAGCGCGACCGGAUGACGAAACAUCUUGAAAAGAUUAUGGAAGACAAGGACAACAAGAUCUUGAUUUUCACAGGAACUAAGCGUGUCGCUGACGAUAUCACACGCUUCCUUAGACAGGACGGAUGGCCUGCGCUAUCUAUUCACGGAGACAAGCAACAAAAUGAGCGUGAUUGGGUUCUGAAUGAGUUUAAGACUGGCAAGAGCCCCAUCAUGGUUGCCACUGAUGUGGCUUCUCGUGGUAUCGAUGUCCGCAACAUUACUCACGUGUUGAACUAUGACUACCCGAACAACUCGGAGGAUUAUAUCCAUCGUAUUGGUCGUACGGGUCGUGCUGGGGCAAAGGGAACUGCCAUUACCCUUUUCACCACUGACAAUCAAAAGCAGGCUCGUGAUCUAGUGUCAGUCCUCACUGAGGCAAAGCAGCAGAUUGAUCCCCGACUUGCCGAGAUGGCCAGAUAUGGCGGCGGCGGUGGUGGUGGCCGAUACGGUGGUGGAUGGCGUGGCGGCCGUGGCGGACGAGGUGGUGGAGGAGGUUUCACCUCUUCUAACGCGGCGCCCCUCGGGAGCAACCGACGUUGGUAG
Molecule: messenger RNA, 3204 nt
Organism: Amorphotheca resinae ATCC 22711
Lineage: Eukaryota; Fungi; Ascomycota; Leotiomycetes; Helotiales; Amorphothecaceae
Exons: 17
Coding region: 1-3204 (1067 amino acids)
Biological process (GO): thiamine biosynthetic process; rRNA processing
Cellular component (GO): cytoplasm; nucleus; ribonucleoprotein complex
Molecular function (GO): RNA binding; RNA helicase activity; ATP binding
Source: RefSeq, a predicted model, not a curated record